Mytilus trossulus (common blue mussel) is the source of this 2043-nucleotide messenger RNA. RefSeq lists its product as uncharacterized. Lineage: Eukaryota; Metazoa; Mollusca; Bivalvia; Mytilida; Mytilidae. The transcript is spliced from 3 exons. The record is from RefSeq and is a predicted model, not a curated record. Bases 179 to 1435 code for a protein of 418 amino acids. Gene Ontology annotation, biological process: intracellular signal transduction.
AUGAAACAGCUGAGAGCAAGAUCUGUCAGAAUUUGUGAAUGGAAUUGUUAGAUUUUUGUGUAUUGGGAAAUUUCAUCAGAUGUAGAACUCACAUAAUACACAGAAAACGAUUGAGAAAGAGUAAAUAAAAACGAUUUAGAAGUUGACAUGAAAAAUUAGGUGGAUAUUCUAGUCAGCCAUGGGGGCAGAAGAAAGUAAAGGAAUAAAUUAUGGCUUGAUGGGGCCUACUACAGUGGUGGCCAACAUGAACCGUCAAGCCCAAGCUGCCAGACCAUGGUCUCUUUUACAUAUGUGUUCAGUGGACCAGUGGAAAUCAGGGCAUGCAGAGGCUGCUGGAUUUUCAGAGACCACGAUGUCAUGCAAUGGAGUUGUGUUCAAAGACUGUAGUCCAACAUUUUGUAUAAGCCGCCAGGGUAUCAUCAAUCUUAACAAAUCUCAUUCACUGUUCAGUUUCCGUAGACGCAACAAGUUCACCAAGAUGGCGGAACAUUUUGAGUACAAUCAUAUUCCUGCACAACUCUCAUCCAUUCAAAACUUUCAUGUCAAAAGUGUUUUAUGCUAUCAUGAGUCAACAGUCGUUCUUCAUCUAGUCAGAAACAUGAUGACACAAUUUGGUGUAAUUGACUUGGAAACAAACAAAUUCCUAGGCGUGUUUGGUAAAAAGAAUGUUGAAUUUGUGAAUGAGGCCUUGAGAGGGGAGAUAAGUCCUGAUGGAACAGUGUGCCUGAUUAAAAUUCCAAGCAUAAAAUCAGACAAUAACAGUGCAUUUGUCUUCCAAUUAUUUUGUCUCAAGAAGAGAGAGCUGAUAAGGGAGGUUACUCUGCCAUUUCAUCAUAGUUUAUUUGCAUUUGAUCCAAGAUUCAGUUCAUCUAGAAUAGCUGCCACAAGUUUUCUACGAGGGGAGGAUAAUAGUUUAAGUUUGGUGCAGACAGAUUCGUGGUCAGUGCUCCGUACAAAUCCACGAGUUGACGAUAUGCAUUCUAGUCUAAAUCCACAUUUGAAAGAUAUAUUCUUUGCCAAAGAUGGCUACCUAAUCUUUGCCAUUAUGGUUUCCAGUGGAGCAGGAUGUUGUUGUCGUGAAAAAAGAGCACGGCGCAUGCAGCCAGUUGAUGUUUGCGUCUAUAUAUUUAAUGCUGACACAACACAAACACUUCAUUGUAUCCAAUACAAUCGCUUCAUCUGUGCAAUACAUUCAUGUCCCGUCAAUUACCUGCCAAUAUUUUCAAACUGUGGAAGUCGAAUGGCAAUAGUUUUAAAUGACAAAGAAACACAAUAUGACCAUUUACAGAUAUACAAACUACCGACUGCUGGCAGUCUACAGAACCGAUGUCGUAUCCGGAUAUUACAACAGUUCCAGUACCCUGAUAUUAUACAGCGGUUACCAUUGCCAACCAGACUGAUUCAGUACCUUCAGUUUCAGCCAGAAUUUGCAUAGACUAGUUUAGGUUAUUUUCAAAUUGGGGCAUUUAUAAAAUUAUGGCUAUGGCCAGUAUAAAUUCAUAUGAGGUCACUUUGGCCAGUAUGAAUUCAUAUGAGGUCACCCUGGCCAGUAUAAAUUCAUAUGAGGUCACUUUGGCCAGUAUAAAUUCAUUUGAGGUCACCGUGGCCAGUAUAAAUUCAUUUGAGGUAAUUUUGGCAAGUAGCUAGUAAGAAGAAAAAAGGGAUCACUGGGCACAGUACUGGUUAGAAAUUAUACAAAAUAUACUGUGUCUGCAUAUUUUAAAACAUUUCUGUCACUUAGAAGUACAAAUUUACAAAUUAUUUUGUGAAAUAUGGUAGUUGGUUUGAAUUAAUAUAAAAUUUUACUGACACACAAUUAUUUUGUGACAUAUCAUAGUUGGUUUGUAUGUCUAAUUUUACAGACACAUAAUUAUUUUUUAACCAACCAGUAAUAUUAAGCAGGAAGGUUUGACAAUCAAAAGAUAAAGUUGUUUAUACUAAUAAGGAAAGAUUUACUUUAUAACAAUGUACAUUUUUUGAUUCAUGACCUGUUGUUUUGUUUUUGUUCCUGUUAAAGUAGAGAUAAUUUGAAAAAAUGAUUCA